Closterium sp. NIES-67 is the source of this 1760-nucleotide messenger RNA. NCBI's taxonomy places the organism in Eukaryota, Viridiplantae, Streptophyta, Zygnematophyceae, Desmidiales, Closteriaceae. The record is from the annotation of a GenBank genome assembly.
UCCACACGCCCCAUCGCCUGCUGCAGCCUGCUAUUCUCCGUUUGUUCCCUUUCUUUGACACGUGGUUCCAAAUCUUUCCUGGCGGGACGCCCUUUGGAGUGCUGAGUAGGACGACCUUUUGAGUCUACUUUCCAACUUCCCGGACCCUCGCCGCGGUUCGUUGCGAUCGCGCCUGCCAGUACUUGCUCAACCAGCCAUGGCUGUAACAGAGGUGACGUCAGCAGAGGCGUUCAACACAUCAGUGAAGGAAGGGGCGCCAGUGGCGGUGCAUUUCUGGGCGGCAUGGUGCGAGCCGUGCAAGCACAUGGACGUGGUGUUUGCGCAGCUCGCAGCAGAGAACCCCCACGCAAAGUUUCUACGGGUGGAGGCAGAGGAGGUGCCUGACCUCUCCGAGACAUACUCCGUGUCGGCCGUACCCUUCUUCCUCUUCUUCAAGGAUGGCAAGGUGGUCGACAGGCUAGAGGGCGCCAAUCCUCCGGAGCUGUCCCACAAGGUGGCUCUGCACGUGGCUGCACGGUCCCCAGCCGUCACUGCUGGCGGCUUUGCUGCUGCUGAGGUCAUCGAAUCCGUCCUUCAUUCUGCCCGCACCGCCUCUUACUCCACACCACCUGCUGCUACUCCUGCUACUGCGUCUUCCACCGAUCCUAAUACCCAGCCAGAGCAGCCCUCCAGAAUGAUCGCUCCGCCCGCAGGUUCGGACAAGCCGAAGCUGUCCCCGGACCUGAAGGCUCGGAUCGAGGCUCUCCUGGCCUCCCACCCGGUGCUCCUUUUCAUGAAAGGCUCCCCCAGCGCCCCCCGCUGCGGCUUCUCCUCUAAAGUCGUAUCUGUGCUCGAAAAGGACUUAGGCUCUGCGGCUUCUGGAGCGUAUGGGUCGUUUGAUAUUCUAGGUGAUGAGGAGAUAAGGCAGGGUUUGAAGGUGUAUAGUGACUGGCCGACUUUCCCCCAGGUGUACUGUAAGGGGGAGCUGGUGGGGGGGUGCGAUAUCGUGCUGCAGAUGCACGAGAGUGGAGAGUUGAAGGAGCUGUUUGUGGAAAAGGGGGUGGUGGGUGGAGGAGGGAGUGGUGCAGCAGCAGUAGCAAGUGAAGCAGCAGGAGCAGGGGCAACAGGAGCAGGGGCAACAGUAGCUGAUGGGAAGGUGGGCGGAGAGAAGGGGUUGCAAGAGCGGCUACAGGCACUCGUCUCGAAAUCACCCACCAUGCUCUUUAUGAAGGGCACCCCUGAGGAGCCCCGGUGUGGGUUCAGCCGCAAGGUGGUGGAUGCACUGCGCUCAGAAGGGAUCCCGUUCGGCAGUUUUGACAUUCUAGCGGACGAGGAAGUGAGGCAGGGGCUGAAGUCGCUCUCCAAUUGGCCCACGUACCCGCAGCUGUACCACAAGGGCGAGCUGGUUGGUGGAUGCGACAUCGUGCUUGAAAUGAAAGCCAAUGGGGAGCUCAAGGCGGAGCUUGCGGGAUGAGACGAGUGUACUGUCGCAGGUAGGAUAAGGGGGACCUGGUUGGUGGAUGCGGCAUUGUGCUUGAAAUGAAGGCCAAUGGGAUCUCAAGGUGGCGCUUGCGGGAUGAUAGGGAUGUAAGGUAGGAGAGAUAGUAAUUGAUUGGAUAUUGCUGCCAUUCUGUCCCUAGGUACCGCUACCUACCUAGUCCAUAUGAAAUGAUGCCAGGUUCUGUCCGUUCCGUGCCCUCUUCUCUAGUGGACUGGGCAAUGGGUGUGAAAGUAGCGCGACCAAUAAUGUGACUAGGAAGGGAGAAGGGGGGGAUACAAGU